Messenger RNA from Phytophthora sojae, 1731 nucleotides. RefSeq lists its product as hypothetical. The record is from RefSeq and is a predicted model, not a curated record. The transcript has a single exon. Gene Ontology annotation, molecular function: protein binding. Bases 1 to 1731 code for a protein of 576 amino acids. NCBI's taxonomy places the organism in Eukaryota, Oomycota, Peronosporomycetes, Peronosporales, Peronosporaceae.
AUGCAGCUCUUCGAGCCCAACGCCGAGUCGGCGGAGGAACAGCCUUUCGUUGAUGCAAUCCACAACUUAAACGUUGCAGCGGACGCCGGUGUGCAGUCAGCACUGGGCGUGCUGGCCAUGAUGGACUUGAUUGGGGUAGCGGACCCGGAGGAGCUGGAGGAUCCGAGCAUUGCUCCGCUGACGCAGCAGGAGCGACAAGCCCGUGGAGACCGCGCGCUCACGAGCUUGGCUGAUGCCAAUGAUUUUUUGGCGACGCUAGCCGUGGCGUACGGAACUCUGUCCGGCAGGCUUCCGAUGACAAAGAAGAACAGGAGAGCAGGGGCGAAGGCUGACUCGGAUGCAGUUUGUGAAGCAGCUCUCCCGUUAUUCCACAAGUGUGCGGAGGAAAACGUGCACAUUAUUGUCGAUGAAGGUGGAGAGCGUCCGGUUGAUGUCGUGCGGCUCUCGGAUGAGCUGCUGUUGCCCAGCGGAUUCUUGGACGAUUACGGCUUUGAUGGAGCUGGCGCAUUACAUGACGAGAACGCGGCGUUGCACGAGCUGGAAUACUACCGUGCCAUUGCGAACAACCCCAUGGACGAACAGUAUCCGCGAGCGAUGUAUCGACUUGGAGAGAUCUACUUCUUCGGCGACCCGGCAGCUCAUGUAGCGCCUAACCACGCACUUGCAGCUCAGUACUUUCGCCAGGCAGCAGAAGCUGGUGACGCGCUGGCACAAGCCAACUACGCCAUGCUGCUCGCGAACGGAAUGGGCGUGGACCGAGAUAUCCCUCAAGCCCUUGUUUUCUUUCACCGCGCAGCUCGGCAGAAUGAGGCGUUUGCCUUCCAUGGCCUGGGCGUGAUGUAUUUCACGGGCAACGGCGUGCCUCAGAACGUGACGCUUGCUCUGGAAUACUUUGAGAAAGCGAUUGCUCGGGGAUACGCUGAAUCGCACUCAUUCUUGGGCUCGGCAUACCUGCAUGGAGACGGUGGCGUUCCGAUUGAUCACGAGCUGGCCUUCUCGCAUUUCCAGGCGGCUGUGGACGGCACGGACGGCCAGUCGAGUCAGGCGCUGUUCAACUUGGGCGUCAUGCAUUUCCAGGGUAUUGGCACGCCACGUUCGUGCAGUACCGCCAUGCCGCUGUUCCGCUCCGUCGCGUUGCAUCCUGAUCUUUUAUCAGGCAUUCCGUUUUCGCUGGUCAAGGCAUACGAGUGCUACAAGAAGGGCGACUAUCUGCGCGCCUAUCUGCACUACCGGCUAGUUGCGGAGUUUGGAGAUGAAGACGCGCAGUGCAAUGCUGCCUUUUUGUUGGAGCACCACGGCGAGAGUAUCCUCAAGUGGCGCUGGCUUGGUCUUGCAAAAUCGGCUGGAGACUCCAGCAAUCCGCCUCUGCAUGAAGCUUUCGAGUUGUACUCGCAGGCAGCAGCGCUAAACGACUCGGAGGCUGUUCGCAAGACUGGCGCGUGCUUCCAUGAGCCUUGGGACGGUGUGUGUCAAAGCAACCACACCCGCGCCCUUGAGCGCUACCAAUUCGCUGCGCAACUAGGCGACGCGCAGGCUGGCUACAACUGUGGCUUGAUGCUGCUUAUUGGCGAUGGCGUCCCCCGGGACCUAGCAGCGGCUCGAGACUACUACGCCGAGUGCAGUGACGCUGUGUUCCCAGCCAACGUGCCUUGUGCGCUCGCGCUUGUGGGGCUUGACGUUCUGCAGGCUGUUGAAGCGGUAGUCCAGCGCGUCUGGGCAUCGUCAGACUAG